This is a messenger RNA of Rhinichthys klamathensis goyatoka, 3234 nucleotides long. RefSeq names its product nascent polypeptide associated complex subunit alpha (gene naca). Gene Ontology annotation, cellular component: nascent polypeptide-associated complex; cytoplasm. The transcript has 10 exons. Gene Ontology annotation, biological process: protein targeting to membrane. NCBI's taxonomy places the organism in Eukaryota, Metazoa, Chordata, Actinopteri, Cypriniformes, Leuciscidae. Bases 129 to 3128 code for a protein of 999 amino acids. The record is from RefSeq and is a predicted model, not a curated record.
CAGCAAGAGUGCAUCGAAAAAUAACUUCCUGUUGAAGCCGGAAGACAGAGCUGUGACAUCAGAGCGACGCAGAGGUCAGAAACCCUCUCUUACAGCCAUCUUGGAUCCUGUGCCCUGAUCUAUCCAGAAUGCCAGGCGAAGCCACAGAAACUGUCCCUGUUACAGAGCAGGAGAUGCAGCAGCCCCAGGCUGAGACGGCCACACCUGCUGCUGCGGCCCCUACUACCUCUCAGGCAAAACCUAAAGAGGGCAAAACUAACCCCAAGCUGUCCUCUUCUCACGCCACCACUCCUAAGCCAGUUCCUGCUGGACGCAGGAAGCGCUCCUCUCUAUCUGCCUCCUCAAGCUCCCCUACCUCUCCUAAAUCUGCCUCCGGCCCACGUGCUACCCCUCCAUGUUCCCCUUUGGCCUUCCCUCCAGUUGAGACUCCUGUAGCUUUGAAAGCUGAGCAAUCUGCUCCCAAGGUGGUAAAGGCUGGCAAACAAGGGAAGCAACAGAAAACAAAGAAUUUUAAACCUGCCGAACAUGAGCAGGCGCCUCCCUCUGCCUCCAAGCCUGCUCAAGAGCCUGCAUCAGUGGCAGCUCUGCCAUCUCUUGCUGUACCAAUUCCAGAGGUAGCAAAACCAGCAGCUGAUGCUUCCCCUGUCUCUCCCAAAGUUGCUGUGGCUCCUGUGGCCUUUAAAGUGACUUCAAAAUCUGCUGUCCCAGCACCCAAGUCAUUUUCAGAAGCCGUGGCCACCUGUCCACCCAAAGUGGCUGAAACCCCCAAGUUUGCCUCUGAAGCUCCAAAAGUAGCAAAGACUGGCCCUGCCCAAGUGCCAAAUGUGAAUCCAGCCACUGCUGCUCCAUCAAAACCUGCUCCUCGGGUUGUGCCUGCAGAGUUUGAGGAUGAUGAUCUCCCACCUCUCUUACCACCCGAGAAUCCUUUUACAAUGCCUGCUUUCCCCCCCAUGCCACCUAGUGUAAUUUCUGUAGUUACCCCAACAGCUCCUAAAGCUGAACCUGUCGCCUCCAGUAAAGUUGAAUCUGGCCCUGCCCUUAAAGCGAAGGUUGCUCCUAAAGCUAAGCCAGCUCCUAAAGUUGAACCUGUCCUCACCCCUAAAGGAGUGACUACCCCUGUACAGAAAGCAGUUCCUGCACCUAAAGUUGAGCCUGUCUACACCCCUAAAGAUGAGUCUACUCCGGCCCCUAAAACUGAGGCUGCCCCUAAGAUAGAGGCUGCUCCUGCACCUAAAGCUAAGUCUACCCCUAGCCCUAAAGCUGAGCCUGCUCCUGCCGCUAAAGUUAAACCUGUUGCCUCUCCUAAAACUGAGGUGGUGGCCCCUAAAGUUGAGCCUGCUCCUGCUGCUAAAGUUAAACCCGUUACUGCCCCUAAAGCUGAGGUGGUGGCCCCUAAAGCAGAGUCUGCUCCUACCUCUCAGGUGGAGCCUGCCAUUAAAGUCGAGACUGCUGCCGCUAAAGUUGAGGCUGCUGCCCCUGCCGUUAAAGUUAAGCCUGCCCCUAAAACGAAGUCUGAUCCUUCCUCUAAGGUUGAGCCAGCUGCUGCCCCUAAAUUUGAAGCUGCUCCCCUUAAAGUUAAACCUGUGCCUGCCCCUAAAGUUGAGGCUGCUGCCCCUUCCCCUAAAGUCAAACCUGCUGCGCCUGCACCUGAAGUAGAGGCUGCUGCCCCUAAAGUUAAACCUGUGCCUGCCCCUAAAGUUGAGGCUGCUGCCCCUUCCCCUCAAGUCAAACCUGUGCCUGCCCCUAAAGUUGAGGCUGCUGCCCCUUCCCCUAAAGUCAAACCUGCUGCGCCUGCACCUGAAGUAGAGGCUGCUGCCCCUAAAGUUAAACCUGUGCCUGCCCCUAAAGUUGAGGCUGCUGCCCCUACCCCUAAAGUCAAACCUGCGCCUGCCCCUAAAGUCAAACCUGCGCCUUCCCUUAAAGUUGAGGCUGCUGCCCCUUCCCCUAAAGUCAAACCUGCCCCUUCCCCUAAAGUUGAGGCUGCUGCGCCUUCCCCUAAAGUCAAACCUGCCCCUUCCCCUAAAAUUGAGGCUGCUGCGCCUGCCCCUAAAGUUGUGGCUGCUGCGCCUCCCCCUAAAGUUGAGGCUGCUGCGCCUGCCCCUAAAGUUGAGGCUGCUGCCACUAAAGUUAAACCUGCAUCUGCCCCUAAAGUUGAGGCUGCUGCGCCUGCCCCUAAAGUUGAGGCUGCUGCACCUGCCCCUAAAGUUGAGGCUGCUGCACCUGCCCCUAAAAUUGAGGCUGCUGCGCCUGCCCCUAAAGUUGUGGCUGUUGGGCCUGCCCCUAAAGUUGAGGCUGCUGCCACUAAAGUUAAACCUGCACCUGCCCCCAAAGUAGAGGCUGCUGCGCCUGCCCCUAAAGUAGAGGCUGCUGCCACCAAAGUUAAACCUGUGCCUGCCCCCAAAGUUGAGGCUGCUGCCCCUUCCCCUAAAGUUGAGGCUGCUGCGCCUGCCCCUAAAGUUGAGCCUGUCCUUGCCCCUAAAGUUGAAGCACCUGUUCCCAGACCACUUAAAGCCCCAUCUAUACUGGAACCAGUCAUCAAGAACGACAAGGGAUCUGGCACUGAAUCUGACAGUGACGAAUCUGUUCCUGAUCUGGAGGAGCAGGACUCUGCACAGACACAGACACAGCAGGCACAGCUUGCAGCUGCAGCUGAAAUCGAUGAGGAACCUGUCAGCAAAGCAAAACAAAGCAGAAGUGAGAAGAAAGCCAGGAAGGCCAUGUCCAAAUUGGGGUUGAGACAAGUUGCUGGUGUUACCAGGGUAACCAUUCGCAAGUCAAAGAACAUUCUCUUUGUCAUCACCAAACCAGAUGUCUACAAAAGUCCAGCUUCAGAUACUUACAUUGUCUUUGGUGAGGCCAAGAUUGAAGACCUGUCACAGCAAGCUCAGUUAGCAGCUGCAGAGAAAUUCAAGGUUCAAGGAGAAGCCGUUUCAAACAUCCAGGAAAACACACAGACGCCCACAGUACAGGAGGAGAGCGAAGAGGAAGAGGUUGAUGAGACCGGAGUGGAGGUCAAGGACAUUGAGCUGGUCAUGUCACAGGCCAAUGUAUCGAGGGCGAAGGCUGUGCGUGCACUAAAGAAUAACAAUAACGACAUUGUCAAUGCUAUUAUGGAAUUGACGAUGUAGAUGGAGAUCAGGGACUGGGUCACAAUAAGAUGUUGCUGAUUUGAUCUACACUAUUGUUUGUACAAUUUAUACCCAAGAGAAAUAAAGGAGUGGAUUGAAGAAAUGA